Engraulis encrasicolus (European anchovy) is the source of this 3102-nucleotide messenger RNA. RefSeq lists its product as uncharacterized. The coding region runs from base 44 to 1000 and encodes 318 amino acids. Lineage: Eukaryota; Metazoa; Chordata; Actinopteri; Clupeiformes; Engraulidae. Gene Ontology annotation, molecular function: transmembrane protein transporter activity. Gene Ontology annotation, biological process: protein import into mitochondrial matrix. The transcript is spliced from 9 exons. The record is from RefSeq and is a predicted model, not a curated record. Gene Ontology annotation, cellular component: mitochondrial outer membrane translocase complex; mitochondrial outer membrane.
CAGGCAGUGUGAGUGGAUCAGGUGAUUCUGUGUCUUGGUUCCCAUGGGCAGUGUCCUGGCCUUGUCGUCUCGCCCUGGGCGUCAGAACUCCCCGUUUCCUCUGGACAGACCCUUCUCCAGGUGGGAGAGGAGAGAUGGACGGCUCCCCAACCCCGGGAGCUUUGAUGCCUUACAUCGCAGCUGCAAAGAUGUAUUUCCACAGCAAAUUGAAGGUGUUAAAUUGAUUGUCAACAAAACUCUUAGUAGCUUUUUUAAGGUCAAUCACACAUUCCACCUUAGUGCAGUUGCGCCAUCGUCCUAUCGUUUCCAUGUAGAAUACCUACAAACAGACGGUGACUGUAAAGAAAAGGACAGCCCAAUGCUUAUAGGUGACAUGGAUUCAUCGGGUAGCCUAAAUGCUCACUCACUAUUACACCUGAGUGACAGAAUAAGGGCCAAAGCUGUGUUUCAGACCCAACAGUCCCAGUUUGUCACGUGGCAGUUUGAGACUGAAUACAGAGGGAAAGAUUUUACGGCUGCCGUCACCAUGGCUAAUCCAGAUAUCUUAAGAGAGUCAGUUAUCAUGGUGGCACACUUCCUCCAGAGUGUGUCCUCUCAGCUGGUCCUGGGGGGUGAGCUGGUGUACCACCGCGGGAGGGCAGAGGAAGGGGGCAUCCUCACUCUGGCUGGACAAUAUUCAGGAUCCAACUGGGUGGCCACACUGAAUGCUGGGGAGGGGGGUGCUCAUGCCAGUUACUACCACAGAGCAAAUAAACAGAUACAAGUGGGGGUGGAGUUUGAGGCCAGCACUAGAACACAGGAGACGACGUUCUCAUUUGGCUACCAGAUGGAACUGCCGGAGGCUAACAUGGUCUUCAGAGGUAUGUUGGACAGCCGGUGCAUCAUCGGUGGCGUUCUGGAGAAGCGGUUGUACCCGCUACCUGCCACUCUCAUCAUGGGCGCCUUUGUCAAUCACCGCGGCGACAAGCUUCAGGUCGGUCUGGGAGUGAACGUUGGCUAAACACUAAACGCUGGCUUCGAGACUUAUCUACUACUCCCCCAUCACACACACUCCAAUCGACAGAUCAGAUCAGUGGACCUCCUGUAUGCAAACAAAUCCGUUGAGAUCCUGGGCACGUCUUGGCGUCCGGCCAGGGUGGCAACGCCAAAGCAUUGAACAAUGGGGAAUUAUCUGAACGACUGGAGCCAUACUCGCUGUAUACAUACAUACAAACAUACAUACACACAUACACAUACGCACAUACAGUAUUUAUGUUUAAAUCCAAAGGUGGCUCAGUGACCCGUGAGUUGAGCCAAGGUCCAAACUCAGGGUGCAGUGUCCAACACUAGGAUACAGUACAUGCAGUAUGGGGAGGUGUGCUACUGCUUUGCUAAAAAAAAAGUAUGAUGUGUGCGCACAUUCCAAAAAAAACAACUAUAUAUGUGUUGAAUAUAGUACAAAUCAUGAAGGGAAGGAAGAAGUGUCAUUGUGCCAAGUUCGACCAAACAAAUCACAGCAAUUGCCGCCGAGUAGGCCUAUGCAUCUGUCCAAAUGGACCAUGGAUAAAAGAAGAACAUUCUACUACGGUGUGCAGAUGUUUCUUUCUUCCCUUCAUAAGGUGUCCUUUGCUGCCAUUACAUUUGGACAGAUAUCACAAAGACUUGGAAGAGGUUAGUGCCGUAACCUAGAUGCAUCGGAGUCACAGAGUGGGUUUAUGACCCUGUUCAAAUACAGGCACAGUACUGUAAUGGAUUAAGACACUAUGAGAUGAGUUCAUUUAUUUCAAUUGGUAGUUAAAUGGAAAAGCAGGAUGAUGCAGGGAUGAUAUCAUCAUGUAUUCCUUAUACUGUAAACUUUGUGGUAAUAUGAAAUUAAUGAACUUUUCCAUGGGCCUUGAACUUUUUGAGCUGUCCCUGUAAUAUCCCGUGUCCAAAGGAAAGAGGAGGUGCGGGAAGGCUCUGAAUUUCCUCAUUCAUUUCUAAAAUUGAACAACAACAUAACCCCUUGCAUUUCCCCAUACCAGAAAUUAAAGAAUUUAAACACUGCCCAGAAAAAAAAAUAUAGCAACAAUAAGCAAUAUUUCAAAGGGUUGAGUAUGUGUAAGAAAAAUGUUGUAUAUAGAGUUUAGAUCGAAAGAAAUAAAUAAUAUAUUAUUAAUAAUUAAAGUACACAUCCCCUCGCUAUGAGGAAGUUAAAGGACAAGUGCACUAUUUUGAACAUUAAGCCCAUUUUCUGAGUUGUCUACGAUGUUUUAGAGUCCCCCUCACCAUUUAUUUGAUGUUUGCUGCUCUCUCUGUUAUUUGGCUUAUUUGGAUUUUGUCUCAACUGGCUUUAGAAUGACCGUCUAUGUUCAUAUCUAAUGUGCCAUUCACCAAGUGUUCAGGGGUAUUCACUGGUAUUCCAUAACAAUUUUGGUUGUGAAACAUGGCUUCUGUUGUGGUUUAUGUAGCAUUUUGUAAAUACAUGUUUUUCUUUCAUUCACAAAAUGCCAAAUAAAACAUAACAUAAGACUGACUUUGCUUUUAAACUUGUUAGCGAAUGCCAAUGAACGCCCCUAGCUACUUGCACAUCCUUCUGGGCCCAGUAUUACCCUGGCAGGUUGUAUGGGGGCCCCAAUCGGUGUUUUACCCUGGGACCCUGUGUGCAAUUGUUCCGCCACUUGUCUUACAUACUACUACUCCCACUUAUUUCUGUGUUUUAUGGCAGCUUUGGUCUUCAAGCGAUGGAUAGUGUAUGGCUUUGAGGGAUUCACACAGGAAUUUCAAUGUUCAUAAUAUUGAUAAAAAUGUAUUGAGUUAAGAGUGUUUGCUCUGAAACUGUGCCAUGACCAUGGCACACGAGCACAGAGAGCCAUGCAUCUGUGACUGACAUGUCAAAUUAUAUGUAUUAUCAUUGUUGUCACAGAAACUGAAAUAUUUUUGUGAUAUAUGAUUAUGAACAAUAUGGAAUAUGCACUGAUUAUUAUUGUGUUACAGAAAUGUGCUUUUUAAUUGAAUAAUUUAUUAACUUCCUUUUACAGUGUGGCUGGAUGUUUUAGCAUAUCUGCUGAUACAUUUGGUUACAUGAAUGGAUUACUUGAAUCUGAUGUGAAAAAUACAGUAUGUUGAACUAAUUUAUUUUAA